GAGCAAGUGAGAGUGACACACUGACAUGCAGUUUCUUUUCAAUAAGGAAAUAGAAAACAUUUAGCAUCUAGAGUAUUUUUGAAAACACAAGCCGGGGGACAAGUUCAAGGUUCUUCAACUAUUAGUAGAGGGACUUCCACCGGCUCUUACAACUAUUCUUAUGACUGAUGCACCGGGCAUGAGCUCACAGACCGGUCCCUGCAGUGAGAGGAGAGGAGAGUGAAAACAGCUUCAGUAAAGCUCACCUGCUUCAUCAGGAUGGGCUGCGCUUGCAGUGGCCAGAAACAAGCAAAAGAGGACAAUUUCUACAAAAGCAAACACAACUCUCAGUCCCCCGACUCGUCGAAUCACAUAGCACGAAGUGAAAACACCGACUUGGAUAAUGACGAUGUGGUGUUUGUGGCACAACAUGACUUCAAAACCACCAACGACAGGGAUCUACCUUUCAAAAAGGGAGACAAACUUAAGGUUUUACAAGAAAACGGAGAAUGGUGGGUAGCUAAAUCGUUGGCGACUGGGCAGGAAGGCUUCAUACCGUGUAAUUAUGUAGUCAGAGCAGAUACACUGGAGGUGGAAAAAUGGUUUUUCAGGGACAUGAGCAGGAGAGACACUGAACGACUGCUUUUAGUGCCUGGAAACAAACCGGGUGCCUUUCUAGUUCGAGAGAGUGAGACCAGUAAAGGGUCCUUCUCACUGUCAGUCCGAGAUCAUGUAUUAGAACAAGGAGAUGUGGUAAAACACUACAAGAUCCGCAGUCUGGACAAAGGUGGCUACUACAUCUCCCCCUCCAACACGUUCCCAUCCCUACAGGACUUGGUUAAAUACUACACCCGUACAGCAGACGGUUUGUGUCAGCGACUGUAUGCGCCUUGUAAGGGCACAACACCCGAGCAGCCGUGGGCAUACGACGAAUGGGAGAUUCCCAGAGACACCCUGAAAAUGGUGAAGAAACUGGGGGCCGGGCAGUUUGGAGAAGUGUGGAUGGGUUACUAUAAGAACACCCAGAAGGUUGCUGUUAAGACUUUAAAGGAGGGAACGAUGGAGCCUGAGGCCUUCCUGAUGGAGGCCAACCUGAUGAAGCAGCUGCAGCACGAACGACUGGUGCGCCUCCAUGCUGUGGUCACUAAGGAGCCCAUUCUUAUCGUCACUGAGUUCAUGAUCAAUGGAUGUCUUCUGGACUUUCUGAAAUCCAAUGAAGGAAAAAAGCUAAAGCUAAAUAAGCUGAUAGACAUGUCGGCGCAGAUAGCUGAAGGCAUGGCGUACAUUGAGGUGAAGAACUACAUUCACCGAGACGUGCGUGCAGCCAACAUUCUGGUCAGCGACACUCUGCACUGCAAGAUAGCGGACUUUGGCCUUGCCAGGAUCAUCGAGUCAGAAUACACAGCUCAAGAAGGUGCUAAAUUUCCCAUCAAAUGGACGGCUCCAGAGGCCAUUAAUUUUGGUACAUUCAGCAUCAAAUCGGAUGUGUGGUCCUUUGGGAUCCUCCUCACAGAGAUAGUCACCUAUGGAAGAAUACCCUACCCAGGGAUGACUAACCCCGAGGUGAUCAGGAGUCUCGACAAGUCGUACAGGAUGCCGUGUCCGGAGGGCUGCCCUGAGGAACUCUAUGACAUUAUGAGUAUGUGCUGGAGGCAGAGGCCUGAGGACCGGCCGACUUUUGAAUUUCUGCAGAACACUCUCAACGACUUCUUUAUCGCCACGGAGGGACAAUAUGAGAUGCAGCCGUGAUUAAAGAAAAGGUUUCCUGCUGAUAUCACGAAGACUGCAAAAUGCCCUAGAGAUAUGAGAGUUGGACACAAUCUUUUACGCCUACCUUCCAAGUGAAUAUGAAAAGUAUUCACUGUCUCUCGCAGCUACAGUAUGAGCUUCUAAAAAGGAAACGUUUUAUUAUACUUACUGUAUUCCUGUUUCUGAUGGCUCACACUCUUGCCAUGAUGUACAGUAUGAGGGGUCUAAUUACGAAUAAUAUACGAUGGAUAAAAGAAGGAUUUAUGGAAACACAAAUACAGUACCGGUACAUGCAUGAUGUAAAAAUGCCUUUGAAACAGAGAAAAUCGGAACAGGUAAAGUUGAAACAUUUGCAUGGUGCAAAAACAGUCCGCCUGAGAAUACAUGCACAAUACUUUGCACUUUCUUUUUCUUAUUCCUUUAGUCAUUCAGCUGAUACAUAAAAAAGGGGCUUUCUUAAGAGAGUUUAUACUUGCAUACAUGUUCUUUGUAAAUACAAAUAUUUACAAUAUUUAGAACAUUGUUUUUUUUCUUGUAUUUCCUUCGGGUUGGUUUAAUUACUUUUAUUUAGUACAUAAUCCACCUAUUACACGGCUACUUACAAAAUAAAAAUAAAUAAUUUGACACAAAA
This is a messenger RNA of Cottoperca gobio, 2359 nucleotides long. RefSeq names its product BLK proto-oncogene, Src family tyrosine kinase (gene blk). The transcript is spliced from 15 exons. Gene Ontology annotation, biological process: protein phosphorylation. The record is from RefSeq and is a predicted model, not a curated record. Lineage: Eukaryota; Metazoa; Chordata; Actinopteri; Perciformes; Bovichtidae. Gene Ontology annotation, molecular function: protein tyrosine kinase activity; protein binding; ATP binding. Bases 259 to 1728 code for a protein of 489 amino acids.